AUGGCGGAUAGCCCUUCCGCGGGUCCGCCGCGGGGGUGCGUUCUACCGGUCUGCCGUGCCGCGCUCUCCGCAUCCUCCGCCACCUCGGAUGAGGACCAGGACCCGCCCAACCUGACCGGCUACCCCUUCGGGGUCAAACGCAUCCACCUGGCGCUCGACCCGUACUCGCGCAUGGCGAUGCCCAACCGACGCGGUGGCGAGGAGGUCCAGAAGCGACCGACGAGCGACAUAUUCUGGGCGUUUCUCAUGUGCUUCGUCACCCUCGCGACGCUGGGGCUGGUGGAUCGGUACAUGCACGUCACGCACGGGCUGCCGUUCAUGUCCGGCGCGUGGGGUACCAUCAGCGUGCUCGCGUUCGGUACCGUUGAGAAUCCCGCGGCGAGGCUGUACAACUGCGUGACCGCGACGGUGGCAUCGGCGUUCAUCGUCGCGACGAUGGUGAUGCUCUUCGGGUCGUGCUGGUGGACCCGGGCGCUGUCCGUGGCCACCGCGCUGGGUUUCAUGAUGUGGACGGGCAGCGUGCACCCGCCCGGAGCGGCGGCGAUCAUGGGAUGCAUGGACCAGGCUGCGUUCCAACAGCUGGGGUACUGGUACGUCUUGUAUCCGGUGCUGUUCGGGUCGCUGUUCGUGCUGUUCAUGGGUCACCUGACGCACAAGCUGAAGCACCGGUACGAGUUCAUGGUUGGGGGUUUGUUCGGCGACGGAUGGGUCAAGCUGAGGCGCGCGGAGGAGAAUGAUCGGAACAACGAGCGCCUGGAACAGGCUCUAAACGAGUGCGAAAAUUGCACCAUCUCGUAUGACGAGGACGACGUCUUGGGAACUUACACCCUCGAGCGAGAGGACAGCCAGAUAGAGUACACGGAGGUUAGACGCGAGUAG
Messenger RNA from Micromonas commoda, 879 nucleotides. RefSeq lists its product with no specific name. The record is from RefSeq and is a predicted model, not a curated record. Bases 1 to 879 code for a protein of 292 amino acids. NCBI's taxonomy places the organism in Eukaryota, Viridiplantae, Chlorophyta, Mamiellophyceae, Mamiellales, Mamiellaceae. The transcript has a single exon.